AUGAGUGUUCGUCCCGUAUAUUUUUCAUCAUCAAAAUAUCCUGAUGAUUUGGCAUUAGUUGAUCGUUCAUCAUCGUACACCUAUCGUGAUUUAUAUUUUCUUAGUUAUCGUUUAUCACAAAAACUUUUAUCUGUUUGUAAUCCCUCAAGUUCUUUCACUUCUACGUUCCCAUUUCGUUCGGAAGAUACUCACAUCGGUAUAUUGUGCUCGAAUGAUGUCUCUUAUGUUUUAUCCAUAUGGGCAUGUUUUAUGAUCGGUUGUACAUGUAUUCCAUUGAGCAGUCAACAUCCACCGUCAAUGUUAUCCUACUUUUUAAAUGAUAGCGAAUGUAAAGCAUUAAUUUCAACAAUUGAACAUAAUAAUUCACUGGAUACUAUUCAAGCAACACAUCCAAAACUGCCAAUUAUGUUAAUUGAUUCAAACGACCUAGAUUCAAAAUUGAUUCCUAAACAACAAUAUCAACAGCAGCCGAACAAUGAACCAACAUCAUUUCACGAUCAUUUGUUAUUAACAAACUAUUAUGAUAAACGAAAUGCUUUGAUACUGUAUACGUCAGGAACAUCCGGAAAACCAAAGGGUUGCGUGAUAACUCAUAAUAAUAUACAAGCAUACGUAGAAUCAAUGACUAAAGCUUGGAAAUGGACAAAUUCCGAUGUGUUGCUUCAUGUACUUCCGCUUCAUCACACGCAUGGAUUAAUCAAUUGUUUAUUGACACCAUUAUCCGUUGGUGCUACAAUUGUUAUGAUGCCAAAAUUUAAUGCAUCAGAAGCAUGGCAAUAUUUAGCAUCUCCUGGAUUUGAAAAACCAAUUAUCAAUGUUUUUCAUGCUGUUCCAACGAUUUACUCAAAAUUGAUUGAUGAAUAUGAUUCAAAAAUUGGCACAGACGAAACACGAUUUCAAUCUCGAAAUCAAGCACGAGAAUUUAUCAAAGAUCAAUGCCAAAAAAUGAUACGUUUAAUGGUGUGCGGUUCCGCUGCAUUGCCAACAACUCUCUAUGAAAAAUGGAAACAAAUUUCGGGACAUGAUUUACUAGAACGUUAUGGCAUGACAGAAAUUGGAAUGACACUCACUAAUCCACUUGAUGGUGAACGAUGUGUCGGACGACCGUUCUCCGGAGUUGAAAUCAAAAUUGUAAAUGACGAUGGGGAAGACUUGUUAAUAGCUAAUAGUGAAAAAACAGAAAUUCUAGUAACAGACAAAAAUGAUAAUCAGUCAAUUGAAGGCGAAUUGCUCGUACGUGGACCAAAUGUAUUCAAAGAAUAUUGGAAACGGAAGGCGGAAACGAAAAAAACUUUUACUAAAGAUGGCUGGUUUAAAACCGGUGAUAUUGCUCGUUAUGAAAAAGAACACGACGUGUUUAGUAUUCGUGGUCGAUUAUCAAUGGAUAUCUUAAAAAGAGCUGGAUACAAAAUUUCGGCAUUAGAUAUUGAACGUGUUCUAUUACAACAUGAAUUAAUUGCAGAAGUUGCUGUCGUUGGAAUACAAGAUCAAGUAUUAGGACAAAAAAUUCUUGCCGUAAUUGUAAUCAAACAACAACGGCAACAGUCAACUAAUUUAACAAUAGAUGAUGUUAGACAAUUUGCUAAACAAUAUUUGCCUAGUUAUUCAUUACCGGAUUUGAUAAAAAAAGUAGACGAAUUGCCACGAAACGUAAUGGGUAAAAUUAAUAAAAAAGAACUUUUAAAUACAUUAAUGAUAAAAAACUGA
Messenger RNA from Didymodactylos carnosus, 1707 nucleotides. Lineage: Eukaryota; Metazoa; Rotifera; Eurotatoria; Philodinida; Philodinidae. The record is from the annotation of a GenBank genome assembly.